AGUGCGCGGGGCGCAGGCUGAGGCGCUCCGAGCCCAUGGAGGCGGCGGGGCCGCUCCCCGCGCCGGGCCCCGCGGCGGGGCCGCAGCCGGGGGCCGAGGAGAUCGACAUGUCCCUGGAUGACAUCAUCAAGCGCCACAGGAAAGAGCAAACAGAUUCCAGCACCUCAGGCGACAGCAGGAGCCAGCAGGUCAAGAACAGGAGUUCAGCCUUCGGCUACGGGCGGCCCCGUUAUGGCACCUGGAAGCAGAGGAAUUUGCAAGGACCUAACCGUUUCAGAAGAGGGUUUGGACAGCAACAAUACAAUAAGAGACAGUUCAGGAAUAUUUUGCCUGGUCGCAAGAGAAGAGCAGCUGCUGCCUUCAGUGGAGUGAGCCCUUUAAAUCGCCAGGCAUCAGCUCAGGAGGGCAACAAGAACAGCAGUGCUUUUGCCAAAAGCAGCAGUGGACAGCAGGAGGAACAGCCACAGACAUCUCCAGGCCCCAAGAGAUUCAGAGCAGAUGCUGCCAGCACCCACACCCCAGGGAAAAGCAGGCCUUUCCGGCUGAACAGGGGGCCAGCGUUCCAGCAGAAGCGGGCGCAGCAGUGGUUCUCCAGAGCCCGCUUCCAGAGAGGGCAGAUGGAUGCUCAAGGACAAGGAAAACCGCCAAGGAUGAGAAGGUGGCAAGUGAAACCCAGCCCGGGAGCAAUUCUGACGGUUUCUGUGGUUAAUCCCCAGGCGGGCCAGAGCAGCGGGCCCGGAUCCAAGCGCCCGUUCCUGCGAAGCCAGAGGCCCCCAGCGCGGGUGACCAAGCCCCAGCCCAAGGGGGUGAUGCUGAGAUUCAACUUCCGUGCCAUGGCCAACCAGGUAGAGGAUUGUCGACGGCACAGGCGGCACCUGGCACCCUGCAGCAGCCCUGCCACUAAGCUGUUAACACCACGCUCAGGUUUCUGGGGCUGCCAGCUGGGUUUGUCUAACACAGCCCGGGAGGAGAGCCCUGUAGCCCUGUGGGCCAGGUUAUUGGCAAAACUGAAGGCGCUCGAGAAGACUGUUGAGCAACUACAGACUCAGCCCAAUUUUUCCCAUUCUGUUGGUCUGCCUUGCAAGGCCUGUCCAUGUGCUUGCUCAGAGCGGGGAGAUCCUGCUGGUGGGUGAUCCUGGCCAGGGGGGACUGAUUCAGUGUCGGUGCUCCCCACUCCUCAGAGACACAUGGCACUUCUGGGCUUUGCUCGCUCUUUGCUUGGGUGACCUUCUUGGGUGCCCCGUUUCACACUGGAGUUUGGUCCAAGAGCCCUGGGGCAGCUGAGAAAUCCUGCUCCGCCUUCUUCGUUGCCGGCGUUUCUUGUCUGGACGGUUUGGUUUCCCCUGAUGCCUUGUGCUCCAGUGCCAUCUGCUUGCUCCUGCUCUUGCCGAGGACGCCCGGUGUCCCGGGGCUGGGAGCUGCUUGGAGGUUUUCCAGCCGCACACAGUCUGUCGAGCUCCUUGUCCCCGUGUGUGCUGCGUGGUUUAAUUGACUAACCGGCUGUGAAACACCGUCCUGACUGAUGGGCUCUAAUCAAUACCCCGCUACAAGCUGGGCUGUGCUUUGUCACCAGACGUGGGACUGACUCGCUCUCCCUUUCCCCUGCAGACCAGCCUGACGCUGGAUGAGAGGUUCUCUGGUCUGAGGAAUAAGAGGCGCUUUACAGCAGCCAGGAGCGCCGGACGGACGGUCACCAUGCCCUAGGACGGUCACCAUGCCCUAGGACGGUCACCAUGCCCUAGGACGGCGUGCUCGUCACAGGGACUGCCCCCAGCAGUGCAGGCCCUGGCAGGGGCUCAAUAAAAGUCGCUAGAUUCCCUUUGAGAUAGCUGAUUUGGCAAUGUGCCGUCUCCUUCCUUACACCCACAGUGAACGAGCGAUGGAGGGCAGGGACAAGGCAGGGUGAGAGCUGGGGCCAGAGCACAGGGCAGGUGGGACAUGAGUGGGGUGGUGGAAGUGUGUGAGCGGAGAUGGAUUUGCUGGCAGAGCUCUGCUGGGGAGCCGUAGGGCUGGCACCAUCCCUGUCCUGCCAGGGCACCCUGUGCUGACCAGGGUGACUCUUGCAAGUGGGAGGGGGUGCCAGUUCCAGGCCAUACCCAUGGAGCCUUCCCUGUGUUGUCCCGUGGGUGGGACAAGGCUGAGGAUGCUGUGCCCGCCCACAUGGGAGAACAGGAGCAGAGCAUGUGUGGACCUGAGGGAUGUGCCCCAGCAGUGGCACCAGUGGGGAUGCUCCAGCAAUCCCCAGCAUCCACCCAACUGCCCCAUUUGUUGUGCUUGCAGGCAUCCCUGCCCAGAGGUUUGCAGUGUAAGACCCUCCACCCUGAAAAUGUCUCGCUUCGCCCUGACAGUCAGGCCUGAGCACCUUGCAUUUCUCUGUGGGUUGCUGUGCUGCUCUGACUGCUGCUGCUGGCCCAGUUGUGGGGGCAGGGUGAGGUGUGCUGUGCCUGCUGCUGGUGUGACUGUCCUCAGCACGGAGCACAGACAGGCUGCCCCAGCCCAAAUCAGGUUCUCCAGUGCUGCAGUGCAUUAGGGUUUUUGUAGUUGCAGCUCCACCCAUGCUCAAAGCACUGGCAUAAUCAAACGAGCAGCAGCACUCUGAUAGACUCUCAGAUGUUAAUGAGCUGGGUUUAGACAUUUGUUAACAAAGCCCUGCACCAACCCUGAGUAACAGAUCCAUUCUCCACCCACUGCUGGAACUCAGCAGUGAAAGUGCUGGACACAGCCUGUUACUGGGCUCUAAGCUGUACCUACAAAAGGAAAUAUUUGAUAGACUGCAUUACAUUUUACACCGAGCAUCUUUAACAAGAGACUGGACUGGGCGUUGUUUUUACAGGAAUGUGUGAAAUGUUGUUAGUUGACGAAGCAGUGAUGUACGAGUCCAGUGCACUGAAUAAAAACUAACUUGUCAAAUGUCA
This is a messenger RNA of Myiozetetes cayanensis, 2915 nucleotides long. Its product is annotated as UAP56-interacting factor-like. The record is from RefSeq and is a predicted model, not a curated record. The transcript has 8 exons. Gene Ontology annotation, molecular function: mRNA binding. NCBI's taxonomy places the organism in Eukaryota, Metazoa, Chordata, Aves, Passeriformes, Tyrannidae. Gene Ontology annotation, biological process: mRNA export from nucleus. The coding region runs from base 36 to 1133 and encodes 365 amino acids.